AUGCGGGUCCGCCCUCCACGUCUCAGGCUAAAGCCACAAACACGGCAGUAUUCAAACAGCGCAGCACGCAAUAAUGCAAAGACAAAAUCCAGUUCGACGCCAAAGUUUGAUAUUUCGCCUGCGACCGGACAACUUUUGCUUAUUGGCGGAGUUGUGGGUUGGGGAAUAGUAGCUGGACUUUCUAUACGGUCACAACUAGAAGAGGAGACCUGGUAUGAAGGCCUCAAACACUCUUGGUUCACGGCCAAGCCUACACCAAAUGUCACCAAGGCCAUUUCAAUGUUGAAAUCCGUUUUCCCGGAGCAAGGAAGGCUUCUCACUGAUGCAAAGGUCCUUACCUCAGAUGCGGCUACACAAUUCUUAGCGUAUAUCGGAAGUGAGGCCGCUCUUCCUCAUAAAGCCAUUGUCUUCCCUCAAAGUACCGAGGAUGUCGUCAAAAUUGUCAAGAUUUGUAAAUCUUGCAAUGUAUCAAUUGUUCCUCGAGGAAGUGGGACUGGAUUGGAGGGGCACGCAAGCGGCACAACAGGAGACUCUAUAUGCAUCGACCUUUCACAAAUGGAUAGGAUAAUACAUAUAAACGUUGCUGACAGCGACCUCACAUGUCAAGCUGGAGCGACAUGGGAUGGUGUCAACGAAAUACUCCGGAAAAAGGGGAUUCCUCUAUUCUUUCCAUUGGAUCCUGCAUCAGGAUCUAGCCUUGGAGGUAAUCUGUCUACGAGCUGUUCAGGACCCAACGCCGUACGGUACGGUACUGCAAGAGGAGAAUGGUUUCUCUCCGCUACUGUGGUUCUAGCUUCCGGAGAAGUGAUCAAGACCCGUCGCCGAGCGCACAAGUCCUCAGCCGGGUUUGACCUUACCCAACUGUUCAUUGGGGCAGAAGGUACAUUAGGGAUAGUCACCGAGGUGACCAUCAAGCUCGCCCCGGCUCUGCCGACCACGGUAGCACUCGCUCACUUUCCAAACGUCGAUUUCGCCUGCCGUGCAGUGGAUGCGUUGUUGAAGAGUCACUCAGGAAUGCACAUUCAAUGUGUGGAGCUGACAGACUCGACCUUUAUGAAAGCCCUCAAUCAUUCCUUGUCUCAGUCCGUGACAGACAGAGCCACCCGUUAUCCAGUAUCAGAUACGUUGUUCAUCAAGAUUCAAGGUAGCUCUAUCAUGCAGAACGAUACUUUGGCCGAUAUACAACGAACCCUGGCGCAGUAUGGAUGUGAGGACAUCCGAGUUGCUCGUGGAGAGGAGGAAGCGGAUGCGAUGUGGGGUCAUAGACGAGGAGCGCUUCCAGCUAUAUUGGGAUAUAUCGAGGGUAGCCAAGUAUGGUCCACAGAUGUCUGCGUACCAGUUUCAAAUCUCGCCAGCCUUGUACGACAGGUGCAAGAGGACGCUGCUAAAGCUGGUAUAAUAUGCCCGAUAGUUGGCCAUGUCGGAGAUGGAAACUUUCAUGCAGCACUGAUAUAUCGCAAUCCAGCCGAGUUUUCAAAAGUCAAGGAGCUCAGCCGGCGGAUUGUUGAACGUGCGUUAGAACUGGAUGGAACUUGCACGGGAGAGCACGGCGUCGGAGUUGGCAAAAGGCAAUAUCUAAUUCCUGAACUUGGAACUGGUACCGUGGAACUCAUGAAGGUGAUCAAAAAAAGGCUGGAUCCAACUAACAUGAUGAAUCCCGGAAAGCUUUACCCAUCUGAUUGA
Messenger RNA from Serendipita indica DSM 11827, 1683 nucleotides. The record is from the annotation of a GenBank genome assembly. Lineage: Eukaryota; Fungi; Basidiomycota; Agaricomycetes; Sebacinales; Serendipitaceae.